Zootermopsis nevadensis is the source of this 2184-nucleotide messenger RNA. RefSeq lists its product as uncharacterized. Gene Ontology annotation, cellular component: nucleus. Lineage: Eukaryota; Metazoa; Arthropoda; Insecta; Blattodea; Termopsidae. The record is from RefSeq and is a predicted model, not a curated record. Gene Ontology annotation, biological process: negative regulation of DNA-templated transcription. Gene Ontology annotation, molecular function: histone binding; chromatin binding; DNA binding.
GUUUUUCAGUAAACCUACGGGUCCAUGUAGCUUCUGCAGAUACGGUGAGCGAGUGGGGAAAGUUUACCGGUGUGAGAAGAACGGAGGUUGUGUAUGAUAGAAAAAAUUGUAAAGGUAUUUGAAGUGUACCGCAGAGCAAGGAAUGAGUGAAAUCAAGAAUCGUGAUAGAAUACUGGAAGCGAUUGAUCAGCUGCGUCACCGAAAAGCACGUCCAGACGCUGAAAGAAUAUGUAACUUUGUACUGCGGCGAUUUGGCGUUGGUGGUCAAGAUACUAUAGCGGACCUAGAACGCCUUGUCGAAGAAGAUAUUGUAGUUAAAGUUGAGUAUAAGGGAAAUAUAAGUUACAGAAACGCAGCGAAAUGGUCUAGGUACGCUAUGUAUAAUAAAAACAGGGAAGAAGGGUUUGCGGGAACUAUUUAUGGAUCAUUAAAUUCCGAAGGAACUAGUAGCUUGCUCAGUAGUGCCGUCGCAGAAUUAAUAAUACACGAACCAGAUUAUUUGGAUUUUGGUGUACCUGGACACGAACUGGAAAAGUAUAUGCAAGAAAAAGAUAGCAUUCGUUUUAGUAAAAGAUAUUUGGAAGUUAUAUUGCAGCGUGAACUUAAUUCUGGCAACAUAGUGAAACUCGAGAACGGGAAUUAUUCCUUGGCUGAUCACCCGGUACCGUCUAAUCCAAAUGUAAAUAAUAAUUCUGAUAAUAACGAGACAAUUAAAAUGAUGAAAAUAGAUUCGCCUAAUUCUUCACAAAUUUCAGAAGAGGAACAAAAUGUACCUAGGAGCCAAUUGAAUGGCAUCAUAAAUGAAACGUCUCCAACAGAAACAGAUGUUAAUAAUAAGAAUGACGACGAUGUAUAUGACGCAAAGAAAGAUACCUCUGAGACAAAUGUGUCCUCAUCCGUUUCUACAGAAGGAUUUCGUGACGGAGCCAAACGUAAGCGUUCGAAGAAAGUUUUCUUUGAUCCAUCUGAUAUUCAUAUUCCAACUCGAAAGCGUGGACGUCCUGUGGGUGCGACAAGUAAAAAUAAAGAUAAAGAUCUAAUGAAGACUAGUAGCGCUUCUGCCAAACUGGAAGUUGACAGAGGUACUUGUUACAUAUGCGUGAAUCAAGGUCAAGAUCGCCGCGGACAGUUUGAAAAAUUAAUUUCGUGCAAAGAUUGCAUCAAUAAAGUUCAUCCAAGCUGUAUAGAUUCAGGGACUGGAGCUAACUCUUCCCAUUGGCAGUGUGUCCAGUGUAAAACCUGUGUUGUUUGCACUGAAACCAUAGACAAGGGAGUAAUGGUGGUGUGCUGUGGCUGUGGUGACAAUUAUCAUCUGUCCUGUCAUGAUCCAAAACUUUCUGAUGGAACAAGGAGCAAUGAAUUUGUGUGUUCACGAUGUAUGCCUUCACCCACAACACCAAAUUAUGGUAUGGCAGGUGAAGUUGCCCUGGUGAUGGAAGCAGCAAGCACCUUUGAAGCGUCGGUAAAAUUCUACCAGACUGCAUGUAACAAUAACUUAAAAGUGGAUGCUCAAGUUGAUGACGGGAUCCCAGAUGUUUCUGGUUGGAGCAUUGAACAAGUGUCAAAAUAUCUUGAGGAGCAAGGUUAUCCAGUACAAGCAGCUGUAUUUAGAGACCACGAUAUUGAUGGAGCCUCACUACUUCUCAUGAAAAGAAGCGAUGUGUUAAUCGGAUUGCAUUUGAAGCUGGGCCCAGCACUGAAAAUAUACGGUCAAGUGAAGAAACUUCAGAUUCGGCAGAGUGAUCCCAUGUUACUCUGGCCUUGAAGGUGAACAUGUUUUGCACAAAUAAUUAUGUAUUUAUUAAUUCCUGUGUUGAUACACCAAAGACGUGCAUCUUUUAGUCUCCAAAUGUGCAAUAUUUUUGAAUGACUUUAUGUAAAAUAGGACACUGUGUUAUGAAAUACUGUGAGAGAUGGUGAGAAAUUAGAGAGAGAAACAUAAUUUGUGAGACUUGUAUUUAUAUUUUAUAGAAACUUUUUUUGUUAUAAGUGCAGAAGGAAUUAGAGGAAAAUGUAUUAUAAGCAUAUACAUUAGAAUCUGCUUAAACUGUUUCCACAUCCAUUGAUACUGAGGGUUCUUUUCCCCUCCCCAUUCUAUUAUGAAUGAAACUUGCUGGUCGCAGUGGCCAUGCAGUCUGAGGCAUAGACCUUGUGCGCUUGGGCACUGGGACCAUGGGUUUGACU